Messenger RNA from Lepus europaeus (European hare), 3601 nucleotides. RefSeq names its product serine peptidase inhibitor Kazal type 5 (gene SPINK5). Gene Ontology annotation, molecular function: protein binding. The record is from RefSeq and is a predicted model, not a curated record. NCBI's taxonomy places the organism in Eukaryota, Metazoa, Chordata, Mammalia, Lagomorpha, Leporidae. The coding region runs from base 51 to 3317 and encodes 1088 amino acids. The transcript is spliced from 34 exons.
GCUGAGCAAUGCACGGAGUAGACUUGUAGCCGACUUACAUCAUCUUCACCAUGAAAACAGUCACAGUGCCCAUGCUUCUGACCCUGGCUCUUUGCCUCAUUCAAGAUGCUGCCAGCGAGGAUGAAAAUCAGGAAACAUGCAGUAAAUUUCGAGUCUUGAUGAAAAAUGGAAAGUUGCUCUGUCCCCAAGAUGAAAAACUUUUUCAAACCCCUGAUUGGAUAACAUUCAUCAACAAAUGUGUCAAGUGCAAAAUGAUAUUGGAAAAAGAAACAAUACCUCAGAGAAAGGCCAGGCAUUUAACAAGAACCACCAGGGCCACAACUCCAGCAGAGCUGCAUUGCGAUGAUUUCAGGAAAGAAGAAAGAGAUGGAGGUUAUGUCUGUACUGAUGGUGAUCCAGCUGUUUGUGGCACAGACGGGAAAACUUACAGCAACAGAUGUGAGCUGUGUGCUGAGAAUGAGAAAACCAGUUCCCAAGUUGGCAUAAAGAGUGAAGGGCAAUGUGAGAGCAGUAAUCCAGUUCAGGAUGUAUGCAGUGCUUUUCGGGCCUAUGUGAAGGAUGGACGACUUGGAUGCACAAGGGAAAACGAUCCAGUUCUGGGUCCUGAUGGGAGGACACAUGGCAAUAAGUGUGCCAUGUGUGCAGAGCUCUUUUUAAAGGAAGCUGAAGAAAAUGCCAAGCGAGAAGGUGAAGCCAGAAUUCGACGAGAUGCAGAAAAGGAUCUUUGCAAGGAAUAUGAGAAGCAAGUGAGGAAUGGAAGACUUUUUUGCACACGGGAGAGUGACCCAAUCCGUGGCCCUGAUGGCAAGAUGCAUGGCAACAAAUGUGCCCUGUGUGCUGAAAUUUUCAAGCGACAUUUUACAGAAGAAAAGAACAAAGCAGAUAAAACACGGAGAGAAGCUGAAGAUAAGGUUAAAGUUAAAAGAGAAGUAGAGAAACUCUGCAGUGAAUUUCAAGAUCGUGCAAAAAAGGGGAUACUUUCCUGCACCAGAGAAAAUGACCCUGUUCGUGGCCCAGAUGGGAAAAUGCAUGGCAACUUGUGUUCCAUGUGCCAAGCCUUCUUCAAAGCAGAAGCCAAAGAAAAGAAAAAGGUUGAAGCACAAGUAAGAAAUAAAAGAGAAGCUGGAAAAACAACCUCAUAUGACGAGCUUUGCAGUGAAUACCGGAACUUGUUGAGGAACGGAAAGCUCCCUUGCACCAGAGAGAAUGACCCCAUCCAGGGCCCAGAUGGGAAAACGCACCGCAACACCUGCUCCAUGUGCGAGGCUUUCUUCCAAGCAGAGGAAGAAAAGAAAAAGAAGGAAAAUGAAUCAAGAAAUAAAAGACAAUCUGAGAAUACAACCUCCUUUGAGGAGUUGUGUAAUGAAUACCGUAAGUCCUGGAAGAAUGGUCAGCUUCUUUGCACCAGAGAGAAUGACCCCAUCCAGGGCCCAGAUGGGAAAAUGUAUGGCAACACCUGCUCCAUGUGCCAGGCUUUCUUUAAACAACAAGAAAGAGCAAGAGCAAAGGCUAAAAGAGAAACUGCAAAGGAAAUGUGCAGUGAAUUUCGGGACCAAAUGUGGGGUGGAAUGCUCAUAUGCACCAGGGAGAAUGAUCCUGUCCGUGGCCCAGAUGGCAAAAUGUAUGGAAACAUGUGUACCAUGUGUGCCAGUGUGUUCAAACUGGAAGAAGAAGAGAAGAAAAAUGGUAACAAAGAAGAAAAGGAAAAAGUCGACAUUGAUAAAGUUAAGAGAGCAGCUGUGCAGGAGCUGUGCAGUGAAUACCGCAACUAUAUGAGAAAUGGACGGCUGCCCUGCACCAGAGAGAAUGACCCUAUUGAGGGCCUGGAUGGCAAAAUCCACGGCAAUACCUGCUCCAUGUGUGAGGCCUUUUUCCAGCAAGAAGCCAAAGAAAAAGAAGCCAAAGCCAGAGCAAAAGCUAAAAGAGAAGCCAGCAAGGAUGAAUGCAUUGAAUUUAGAAGCCUUUUGCAAAAUGGGAAACUUUUCUGCACAAGAGAAAAUGAUCCUGUGCGUGGCCCAGAUGGCAAGACCCAUGGCAACAAGUGUGCCAUGUGUAAGGCAGUCUUCCAGAAAGAAGAUGAAGAAAGAAAGAAGAAAGAAGAGGACAAUCAGAGAAAUUCUGCAGGACGUGAUUCCAGUGGUGGUGGAGGAGGGAAAGAUGAGGAUCCUUGUGCUGAGUAUCGGGAAAACAUGAAAAAUGGAAAACUCAGUUGUACUCGAGAGAGUGAUCCUGUGCGUGAUGCUGAUGGCAAAUCGUACAACAACAAGUGUACCAUGUGCAAAGAAAAACUGCAAAGGGAAGCAGAGGAAAAAAAUAAAGAUUCUAACUUCAGAUCAAAUGGGACCGGGUCAGGAUCAGGAAAGGAUGUAUGUGAUGAGUACAGAAGCCAAAUGAAAAAUGGAAAGCUUCUCUGCACACGAGAAAGUGAUCCGAUGCGGGGUCCAGAUGGCAAGACACAUGGCAAUAAAUGUGCUAUGUGUAAGGAAAGGCUGGAAAGAGAAGCAGCUGAAAAAAAAAAGAAAGAGGAUGAUGACAAGAAAAAUGCAGGAGAAAAGAACAAUGACAAGCAUGAUGAGUGUCAUGAAUUCCGGAGCCAGCAGAGAGACUUGGGAAAACUUGUCUGCACCAGAGAAAAUAACCCUGUUCGAGGCCCUGAUGGCAAGAUGCAUGUCAACAAGUGUGCUAUGUGUCAGAGCAUAUUUGAGCGAGAAGCUAAUGAAAGAAAAAACAAUGAAGAAAAGCCAACUUCCAAGUCCUCAAAUGAUGCAGAGGACCAGUGCAGAGAGGUUCCGAAUGAAGCAGAGGAAGCCAAGUUUAGACAGUCGGAGAGUUCCUUGACCACAAGUGGCAGAAUAAGUGCAGACGAAUGUAGUGACUUUCGAAACUACUUAAGGAACAAUGAACUCAUCUGCACUCGAGAGAAUGACCCUGUGCGUGGUGCUGAUGGAAAAUUUUAUAAAAACAGGUGCUACAAGUGCAGAGCUACCUUUCAAAGAGAAGCUUUGGAAAGGGCAAAACUUCAAGAAAAGCUGUCCCACAUUCAAGCUUCUGAGGAGAAAGACAGCCUAGAUCCCAUCAGUUCUCUGGAUUCUGAGAUGUGCAAACACUACCGAGUAUUGCCCAGGAUAGGUUAUCUUUGCCCAAAGGAUUUACAACCUGUCUGUGGAGAUGAUGGCCAGACGUACAACAAUCCCUGCAUGCUUUGUCAUGAAAACCUGAUACGCCAAGCUAACACACACAUCCGUAGUAAAGGGAGAUGUGAGGAGGGCAGUGACCCAGGAGCCACACCUGUCAGGCUGCCUGCAUCUGACAAAUGAUGUGAGGACUGGUGAAAGCCACAUUGGAGAAAGAUCCCCUCGUUCUGAAUCACCUCUCUUCACUUUCUGUAUAUACAAGGAAUUCUUCAAAAGCUCAUCUUAUUUACUAUAGAAGAUAACACAGUGCUGUUGGGAAUGGACUCACUGAUUUUCAGUCUUUUCCAUCUCUUUCCUCCUAGACUCUGUGAUCCGAGGUUACAUAGACAUCUCCACCCAGUCUUUUCUCUGGAAAUCUCCUGAUCACAAUGCUGUCUGUCCAACUGCCUGUUUAAUAAAAGUAGACU